Molecule: messenger RNA, 2245 nt
Organism: Penicillium brasilianum
Lineage: Eukaryota; Fungi; Ascomycota; Eurotiomycetes; Eurotiales; Aspergillaceae
Source: the annotation of a GenBank genome assembly
AUCAAGUUAGAUGUGAUAAGGUUAACAAGAAAAACGACCAAGUCACGUAGCUUACGUUUUUCCAUAACCAAAACUAGCGCUCUCGAUCACCUGAGCAGUAGCUCCAAUGGCGAGCAGAGCAAUAGAGGUAAACGUCCUCAUCGUGGCGGGUGUGAGGAGGGAGUGAAGUAAAGGGCUGGUUGGUAUGAUAAAGAACCCUGGAGCGUGUCUCGUCAAUUGCGUACAAACACUUCCACGCCGAUGUCGAUCCCACGGUGUCAGGCGUCAAUUAUUCGGUAUCGGAACACUUCGAGCGAUUGGAAGCUUUGCCACGGUCACAAUGGCACGAUUGAUCGGACUCGCACAGGCUAGCGACAACGCGAGUAGUGAUCCACCCAACCACAACAGCAAUCACGCAAAGUCGGACCUCCUUAGCAAUAGCAGCCGCCGAGGGGGAGAAGUCGAUAAAAUGUUGCAACUGGAUACUGUUGAGAAUAGUGUGGCGAACGCCGACGUCCGAGAAGUCCAUGCGGAGGGAUUGCUAUUGAUACGUUGGUCUUAAGCGCCCUAGCGCUGUUCAGAGCGUUACUCCUGAAUGGAUCUCCGCAGAGCGCCCCCACGUGACUGCGGAGGAGCUUCACACGAUCUGCAUUCCGCACUCUUCCCUCGAUGUUGUCCUCGAAUUGCCAACAGAAAGAAGGGCCCUACAGCCAUGGCUGAAAUUUAUCCGUCAUUGGCGCAGUGUGCCAUUGUGGCUGCUGCCUUUAAGGUGCUACUGUUCCCAGCAUACAAAUCGACCGAUUUCGAGGUCCAUCGUAACUGGCUGGCCAUUACACAUUCUCUCCCGGUCAAGGAAUGGUACUACGAGAAAACCUCCGAAUGGACCCUCGAUUACCCCCCGUUCUUUGCGGCCUUCGAAUGGUUGAUGUCGCAAGCCGCCGCGCUUGUAGAUCCUGCUAUGCUUAUCGUGAAAAACCUGGGACAUGAUUCCUGGCAGACCGUCUACUUCCAAAGGACCACCGUGAUCCUGACGGAGCUAGUCCUCGUCUAUGCGCUGGGCAGAUUCAUCAAGUCUUCCCCGCUUGCAAAUAGACAGGCAGCACAUGUUGCCAGCCUUUCGAUCCUCCUCUCCCCGGGCCUCUUGGUCAUCGACCACAUCCACUUCCAGUACAAUGGGUUCAUGUACGGCAUCUUGAUUCUGUCACUUGUUCUGGCUCGCAAGCAACUCCUCGCCAGUGGGUUCUUGUUUGCUGUCCUGCUUUGCUUCAAGCAUAUCUACCUCUACCUGUCGCUAGCCUACUUCGUCUACCUCCUCCGCGCCUACUGCUUAGACCCUAAGAACGUUCUACGCCCACGAUUUUUGAACAUCAUCAAGCUUGGGAUCUGCGUGGUGGGCGUCUUUGGCAUUGCCUUUGGGCCAUUUGCCGAUCAGAUUCUCCAGCUGAAGGAAAGGCUGUUCCCGUUCUCUCGAGGACUGUGUCAUGCAUACUGGGCACCAAAUUUCUGGGCCAUGUACUCAUUCGCAGACCGUGCCUUGAUUCCACUAGCUCCUCGUCUCGGCCUGCCGGUCAACCGCGAGGCCCUGCAGAGUGUUACCCGAGGUCUUGUUGGAGAUACCUCCUUUGCUAUUCUUCCCGAGGUAACCAAGGAGCAGACAUUCCUCUUGACGUUUGUCUUCCAGCUGGUGCCUUUGGUGAAACUUUGGUUUCGUCCAGACUGGGACACUUUCAUUGGAGCAAUUACUCUCUGCGGCUAUGCCUCAUUCCUUUUUGGCUGGCACGUCCAUGAGAAGGCUGUCCUCUUGAUCAUCAUUCCCUUUAGUUUGAUUGCUCUGAAGGACCGUCGCCACUUCUCUGCUUUCCGGCCACUCGCAGUUGCAGGACACGUCUCUCUCUUCCCAUUGCUGUUCACACCCGCCGAGUUUCCUCUGAAAACCGUGUAUACCGUCUUCUGGCUCAUCCUUUUCCUCUUCAUUUUCGAUCGCAUCGCGCCAGUCCCAGAGCGCCCACGGGUGUUCCUCUUCGAUCGCUUCUCUUCACUGUACUUGACUUUAUCAAUUCCGCUUGUCCUGUACAGCUCUCUGCUUCAUCACUUGAUCUUCGGAUCACAGCGGCUGCAGUUCCUCCCACUGAUGUUUAUGAGUAGUUACUCUGCACUAGGGGUAGUCGGAAGCUGGGUUGGAUUUAUGGUAGUAUACUUUACUACAUGAGUGUAUUUCUAGAUAGAGAUUAUCUUAAAAAUAAAUAGUAGACUCUUUCUUCAUGGU